AUUUGUUGGGGGCUAUGUGAUUGGAAUGAAGCGUACUUAUAGCAUAGAGACAGAACUGGAGAGUGGAGAGGGAGGGCAGCCAAUGAUCAGCAGGCCAGACAUGCAGAGAAAAGAUAUGAGUCCAGAGCAACCGAAUAGUCAGGCGGCCGACGACCUUUCCUGCAACGAAGAUUACUGGAGUAGUAUUGUUGAUGAAGAGCCACUUGAAAGUAAGAUGGGAGCUCGGGCUCCUAAGAUCCUGCUGGAACUGGAGGAGCUUGACAAGGAAUCUGGGCUCCAUAUGUUGUUAUCUAAGGAACGCGAGACGCAUCCGAAGCUUUGUAGCUGCUAUCUACAAGCCGAUCUAUCUCUCAUCUCUUCAGCUCGUCAAGAGCCCUUAAAGUGGAUCUUGGCUGUUAAUUCUUACCAUGCUUUCUCCUCCUUUACUGCAGUUUUGUCGGUUAACUAUCUCGAUCGUUUUCUACUCGGCUUGCAGUUCUGGAGGGACAGGCCCAUGAAGCCCUGGAUGCUGCAGUUGGCUGCCGUGGCUUGCCUUUCUUUAGCAGCCAAAGUGGCGGAAACCCACGUUCCUCUUCUCCUUGAUCUACAAGUUGAGAAACCGAGUUUUGUGUUUAGCCCAAAAUCAAUCCAAAAAAUGGAACUUUCGGUGCUCUCUCUGCUAGAAUGGAACAUGAACCCGGUUAUCCCACUUUCUUUCUUGAACUACAUAAUCAAACAGAUAUCCCUGCCGGCAGAUCAUCACAAACGUAUGGAGUUCACGGCAUUGUUUGAGCAUUUUUCUAUUUCUUUGCUCAGUGAUUUGAGAUUAAUGGUGGAUUAUCAGCCAUCCACAGUUGCUGCAGCCGUAACGCUGCAUGUGAUAAGGGAAAUGGAUUUUGGUGGUGAGGAUUUUGAUUUCUGCAAGAAUAAACUCUGUCGUCUUCUUCAAUUCAUCAACAAAGAGAAAUUCGAAGCAUGUUAUCAGCUGAUCCUACAGGCAUCUAUAUGUACUGCCAAUAAUCAUGCCCCAAAUCAGGUUGGCAUUAAUGAGCACUAGUAUUCUUAUGUGAUUGAUCUUCUACCUAUUCAGGCGUUUACUCUUGUAAUCUCUUCAUAGAUUAACCGGUAACAUGGAGAAGAAUAAGAAAAAGGUAGCCUCAUCGAUCUCUCUUACGAUCGAUGUACCUUUUCCAAUGAUCAGUGAGAUCGAAGCAUCAUUUUUAAGUUUUGUUGGAUAUGUAGAACAUCCAACAAAACAAAAUGAAGUUUGGUUUCUUGUAUUCCUAUGAAAUAAUUAUUUAUGUAGUUGGGAUAAUAUGCAUUAAUAUUUGUAGGAAAAAAAACAUUGCAGAGGUCCCUAUUAAUUGCUUAGCAUUUUAUUUCAUCAUUCAUUAGGAUUUAAAACGCAUCAAGUUACUUGUAA
Molecule: messenger RNA, 1402 nt
Organism: Alnus glutinosa
Lineage: Eukaryota; Viridiplantae; Streptophyta; Magnoliopsida; Fagales; Betulaceae
Product: cyclin-D3-1-like
Exons: 2
Coding region: 26-1036 (336 amino acids)
Biological process (GO): mitotic cell cycle phase transition; regulation of cyclin-dependent protein serine/threonine kinase activity
Cellular component (GO): cytoplasm; nucleus; cyclin-dependent protein kinase holoenzyme complex
Molecular function (GO): cyclin-dependent protein serine/threonine kinase regulator activity
Source: RefSeq, a predicted model, not a curated record